Lathyrus oleraceus (garden pea) is the source of this 525-nucleotide messenger RNA. RefSeq lists its product as uncharacterized. The coding region runs from base 1 to 525 and encodes 174 amino acids. The transcript has a single exon. Lineage: Eukaryota; Viridiplantae; Streptophyta; Magnoliopsida; Fabales; Fabaceae. The record is from RefSeq and is a predicted model, not a curated record.
AUGACAGAGAAAGAGGAGAUGGCAUCACCUCAAGUAUUGCCACCAAAGAUGAAGGAUUCGGGAAAGUUUACCAUUACUUGUACCAUUAGUGGGGAGAAAAUCACACAUGCUUUAUGUGAUUUAGGAUCAAGCAUCAAUGUCACACCACUAAAAAAAUUAAAGGAACUAAAGAUAGGAGAGAUCAUACCGAGCAAUAUGACUCUCACUUUAGUUUAUUUAUUUGUUACUCAUCCAAUUGGUAUUGUACAAGACAUGUUAGUUCAAGUCGAUGGUUUGACCUUCCCUGCAUAUUUUAUGGUGAUUGACAUGAAAGAAUAUUCAGGAGGGUCAGUUAUUCUUGGACGCCCAUUCUUGGCAACCGGGAAGGAAAAAAUAGAUGUGGAGAUAGGUGAACUUAUUUUGAAGUUCAACAAGGAAAAGUUGGUGUUUAAUGCAUAUGAAUGGACACCAUAUAUGGAUGAUCUAGAUACAUUUUACCAAUUGGAAGAAAAAGGUAGCAAAGUUCACAAAGGAAUGACAACAUGA